AUGAUCAGAAAUCGAAUUCAAAUCAAAAGGGUUCUGUGUGUAGCAGAGAAGAAUGAUGCGGCGAAAGGCAUCGCUGAAAUCAUGUCCAGUGGCAGAUCUAGGCGGAGGGAGGGUUUGUCAAAGUUCAACAAAAUCUACGAGUUUGAGUAUAAUCUCCUUGGACAGAAUGUUACCGUAACAAUGACUUCGGUUUCUGGUCAUUUAUUGGGUUUAGAAUUUAGAUCGCAAUUUCAGAAAUGGCACAGUUGUAACCCAGUUUUGCUGUUUGAUGCUGAGGUGGAGAAAUACUGCCCAGACAACAUGAUUCAAAUAAAGCGGACAUUGGAGAAAGAAGCAAGGCAAUGCCAGGCCCUGAUUAUCUGGACAGAUUGUGACAGAGAAGGAGAAAACAUUGGUUUUGAAAUCAUUGAUGUUUGCAAAGCGGUGAAGGCGAAUAUACAAGUAUAUCGGGCAAAAUUCUCGGAAAUUACACCCAACUCCAUUAGAAGAGCUUGUGAGACUCUAACUGAGCCAGAUGUAAAUGUCAAUGAUGCUGUGGACGUGCGUCAGGAACUGGACCUGCGGAUAGGGGCAUCUUUCACACGGUUCCAGACAAUGCGGCUACAGAAGAUUUUCCCAGCAUCUUUGGCAAAUCAGCUGAUUUCAUAUGGAAGCUGUCAGUUUCCCACUCUGGGUUUUGUCGUUGAGCGGUUUAAAGCUAUACAGGCUUUUAUUCCAGAGACUUUCUUCAAGAUUAAAGUAAUCCAUGAGUUUGAAGAGGACACCGUGGAGUUCAGCUGGAAAAGAAACCGUCUGUUCAACCAUACUGCGUGCUUAGUUUUAUACCAAAUCUGUAUGGAGGAUCCCAUGGCAACAGUCACCUCAGUAACCAGCAAACCCAAAAGCAAAUGGAGACCCCUGCCUUUGGACACUGUGGAACUUGAAAAACUUGCAUCACGAAAGUUAAAAAUAAAUGCAAAAGAAACUAUGAAAAUUGCAGAAAAACUUUACACCCAGGGGUUCAUCAGUUACCCCAGAACAGAGACCAACAUAUUUCCUGCGACCUUAGCCUUGGCUCCUCUGGUUGAACAGCAGACUCAAAGUGAAGCCUGGGGGACGUUUGCCCAGCGUGUACUUGAACAACCUGGGGGUCCCAAUCCCAGACAGGGCAAGAACACAGACCAGGCUCACCCCCCUAUCCACCCCACUAAGUUCACAAGCCAUCUCCAGGGGAAUGAGGGCCGUGUGUAUGAGUUUAUUGUGCGUCACUUCUUGGCGUGCGUGUCCCAGGAUGCAUUGGGACAUGAGACAGUGGUGGACAUUGACAUUGCACAGGAGAAGUUUUCUGCCUCAGGACUCAUGAUUGUUGCGAGAAAUUAUCUGGAUGUUUAUCCUUACGACAAAUGGACCGCUAAGGUUAUUCCAGUUUAUGAACAAGGUUCGCAGUUUCAGCCGACUGCUAUUCAGAUGAUAGAUGGCCAGACAAGUCCUCCACAGCUCCUCUCUGAAGCUGAUCUGAUAUCCCUGAUGGAGAAACAUGGCAUCGGCACAGAUGCGACACAUGCAGAUCACAUAGAAACUAUUAAGAGCAGGAUGUACGUGGGCCUGACUGCAGAUCAGAGGUUCCUACCUGGAGAACUGGGAAUGGGACUGGUUGAAGGUUAUAACUCCAUGGGCUAUGAGAUGUCCAAGCCAAACCUGCGUGCCGAGUUGGAAGCAGACCUCAAACUGGUGUCUGAAGGAAGGAAGGACAAACAAACAGUUCUGCAGUAUUAUAUUCAAAAAUACAAAACAGUGUUCAUUGAGUCUGUUAGAAAAGCCAAGAAAUUAGAUGAAGCCCUGUCUCCGUACUUGGGCGCAGCUCAAGCGAUCACAGAAGAAGAGCAGCUGGACAUGGAGAUGCCCCUGCCUGUUAGGAAAUGCCCCAGUUGUGGCCGAGACAUGGUUCUCAAGAAGAAACGCGAAGGAACAAAUAAGUACCUGUCCUGCACAGGGUACCCAGACUGUAAGACAGCGGUGUGGUUCCCUGAUAUGGUCCUGGAGGUUCUCAGAGACGACAGCGUCUGCACAACAUGUCUGCCUCAUCCUGUUCACAUGCUGAAGUUUAAGUUCCGCAGGGGGAGCCUGCCACCAAUGAUGCCUUUGGAGUUUGUGGGCUGCAUUGGAGGAUGUGAUGAAAUGCUGAGAGAAGUACUGGACCUGAAAUACCUCAGAACCGCUGGAGGAGGAGGAGCAAACCCCCAUCCGGGCCCCCCAAGAACAGCACCUAUCAGAACAGCUCCCUCCCGCCCACCACUCUCUAGAAACCCAAACCCUGGUCCUUCUCCUCCUGUGCCAGUGUCCUCUUGGACUCCUAAUCCACUUGGGGCUGCUGGUAACAGUAGAACCAGCGGCAAUGAUGCUAUUGUUUGUAACUGUGGACAAGAUGCAAUCCUUUUAACUGUUCGGAAAGAUGGCCCUAACCAAGGUCGCCAGUUCUACAAAUGCAAUGCGGGCAGUUGUAACUUCUUCUUAUGGGCCGAUGAAUGUGCACAGCAGGGACCACCAGGACCACCAAUGCCACCUCCUCCCAAGUGCAGCCAGGCCAGGCCCUCUCUGGGUUUUAGGAACACCACUGGGGAUGGCAGCUGGUCUGGGGACUCUGGGGACAGAUUAGCAGAGGUCAUGUGUAACUGUAAUCUGGCAGCAGUCACACGGACAGUACAGAAGGACGGCCCCAACAAGGGCAGAACAUUCUACACAUGCGGGAAGCCGAGGGAGCAGCAGUGUGGCUUCUUCCAGUGGGGUGACGAAAAUGGGCCUCCAUCAGGAGCUGUGGGCAGUGGCUACAACGGUGGAUUCAGCAGUGGAUCCAACAGUGGUGGAAGCAGCAGUAACAGAGGUGGAAAGGCUAGAAAGAAAGCAGGAGAUGCCAUGGCUCCCAAAGCUCCUGCUGCUAAGAAGCCGCGUAACUGUGGCAUCUGCCACCUGCCCGGACACACGCGUGUCACCUGCCCCCAGCGGUGA
Messenger RNA from Knipowitschia caucasica, 2985 nucleotides. NCBI's taxonomy places the organism in Eukaryota, Metazoa, Chordata, Actinopteri, Gobiiformes, Gobiidae. The record is from the annotation of a GenBank genome assembly.